AUGAGCAAUCCUAGUAGAGCUCAAGAACCAGCAAUACGUCUUCCUCCCACGAUUUCGCUCUGCAUUGAUGCACAGCGUCAACGUUUCCCAGGGUUGCUGCACAUGGUGCUAUCCAGGGCAUCUUCCGGUAUUGAUCCAGACACAGAAGCUAUUGUGUCCUUUCAGGAUCAUGGCCGGGCCUUCAGGAUCCACAACCAAGAGCAGUUCUGUGAAAGAGUGCUACCAGUUCUCUUCUUGGAAGCAAUGUCAUGGAAUGACUUCUUGGAGCAGCUCAGGCGAUUUGGUUUCCGGCGUCUAACCAAUGCUGGUCCGGAUCAAGGAGCCUUCUACCAUCUUCAUUUCUCGCAUCACCAACCACAGCUUGCAGAACACAUUGUGUACAAUGAGACGGAGAUUGCUCCCUUGGAUCGACCUGGUCCAAACUUGGCCUUGAUUCAUCCGACUCCCUAG
Messenger RNA from Seminavis robusta, 450 nucleotides. NCBI's taxonomy places the organism in Eukaryota, Bacillariophyta, Bacillariophyceae, Naviculales, Naviculaceae. The record is from the annotation of a GenBank genome assembly.